Molecule: messenger RNA, 942 nt
Organism: Hippocampus zosterae (dwarf seahorse)
Lineage: Eukaryota; Metazoa; Chordata; Actinopteri; Syngnathiformes; Syngnathidae
Gene: capns1b
Product: calpain, small subunit 1 b
Exons: 11
Coding region: 144-797 (217 amino acids)
Molecular function (GO): calcium ion binding
Source: RefSeq, a predicted model, not a curated record
ACGAUGCACUGAAAAGCAACUUGGGUGUCUCCUUGAGAACUGGUUUGGUUAUUUUCGAGACGCUUUGGAUCUUGUGUCGCCUCUGCUGCCGCUCUCCUCCGCUCGGCACCGUAAGCAACAAAGACACGCGCGGCACGUCCAAGAUGAUGAACUUCACGAAGCACUUCAUCGGUGGGAUCCUGAAUGUGGUCAGCAACAUCGAUCCGGCCAUGUUCAUCCCGUCGGAACCGCCCCCGCCCCGCAGACCUCUGGCGUUCGAGGAGGCCCACGAGAACGAUGAGGAGAAAGCCUUUCGCCGAGCCUUCAAGAAGUUGGCGGGAGACGACAUGGAGGUGAACCCCAAAGAAUUGAUGCACAUCCUCAACCAAGUUCUCACCAAGCACGGCAACUUGAAGACGGACGGUUUCAGCAUCGAGUCGUGCAGAAGCAUGGUGGCGGUCAUGGACAGCGACAGCACGGGCAAGCUGGGCUUCCACGAGUUCAAAUAUAUGUGGAACAACAUCAAGAAAUGGCAGGGCAUCUACGUGUCUCACGACAAGGACAAAUCGGGAGUCAUCUGCAGCAAAGAGCUGUCGCAGGCCUUCAAGGCGGCAGGCUUCCCUCUGAACGACCAGCUGUACAAGAUGAUCAUCCGGCGCUACAGCGACGAGCACGGCGACAUGGACUUUGACAACUUUGUCGGCUGCCUGGUGCGACUGGACGCCAUGUGCAGAGCCUUCAAGACUCUGGACAAAGGAAAUAGUGGUUCCAUUAACCUGGACAUCAAAGAGUGGCUUCAGCUGACCAUGUACUCGUAAAGCUCGGCCGUUGCCGGCGGGACCGAAGCUCCCCAAAAGGACGUCGGCGGAAAAGGCCCGGCCGCCAUGUGAAGUUCCCGUCGCUGCCGGCAGGUGGCGCCACAACAACAUUGUUUAAAAAUUAAAAAAAAGAAAAACCUCCUGA